Messenger RNA from Aedes aegypti (yellow fever mosquito), 6128 nucleotides. RefSeq names its product glutamate receptor 1. Bases 1501 to 4425 code for a protein of 974 amino acids. Gene Ontology annotation, cellular component: plasma membrane; postsynaptic membrane. Gene Ontology annotation, molecular function: glutamate-gated receptor activity; transmitter-gated monoatomic ion channel activity involved in regulation of postsynaptic membrane potential. Gene Ontology annotation, biological process: synaptic transmission, glutamatergic; modulation of chemical synaptic transmission; monoatomic ion transport. NCBI's taxonomy places the organism in Eukaryota, Metazoa, Arthropoda, Insecta, Diptera, Culicidae. The record is from RefSeq and is a predicted model, not a curated record. The transcript is spliced from 12 exons.
GAACUAGACGUCAUCGGUGACGGCCGCGUGACUUGAUUCCAACUCGUCUGAUGGAUCGUGAGAUUGUUGGGGAUUGAUAGGAAUAGGAAGUUUGUCUGAAGCUAGUGUGUAGAUUUUGGGUGCCACGGUACGCCCUUGAGCCGUGUGUAAACGCGAAAAGCUGUAAGGGGGACAUUUCGCUAGGUCAGCAGGACGACGAAUCGGCAGUGGCAAAAGUUCGACAGGUCGAUGGCAGCGAUGACAACAUCGUCAACUGCGGCAUCAAUGAAGAGAUUGUGGUUGUUUUCGUACGGUUGAACCCCACCCCUCAGAAGCACUGUAGCAGGCAGGAAGAGUAUCGAUGGAAAAUUAAACUUUGAAAAGUCGAUACCGGGUAGUGGAAGUUGACUUGCGGUUAGUUAAAAUCAGUUCAACUCAGUGACAUGGCUCGGUGGAAAGCUUCCGAGUUGGCAAAGUGACAGAUGCGGGAUUGAAGAGAUAGAAGGACGGGAUCGGGUUCGGGAGGAUAUCGAAUUAAAAUUUAAAAUCCAAUUCAGUAGAAUCGAAGAGCUGCGGCAGAGUUUGAUUUAUUGUCAGCAGGCUUCUCCACGGUGACAGUUUGAGUGAAAGGUUUUCUGGUCGGUCCGUUUUGGGAAGGGUGGGGCGGUAGCAACUCAGGCUGAAGCAAAAAGAACGUGUAUGAAGUGCUCUCGAUUGGCAAGAGAAGUGUAUUCGGCAAGGAUCCCAUACGUUCGCGUGAAGUUUAUGCAAGUCAAUUCGAUUUAGAGAAGCAGCAUGCUUUCCUGCCACCGCUGUCGAAGCGAAUGAAGAGAAAUAAGCAAGAUAUCGACAGCUCCCUGAGUGGAAGUGCGGAGAGUGCAAUUUCUUCGAAUGAUAUUGAUAUUCAAAUCAAUAUGUCAUCUCAGAAGCAAUUUAUUGCGAAGAUGGUGCAAUUUAUUGCGCUGAUAAAAGAAUAAAAGUCAGUACUUUUUCCUUCGCCUCGAACGAUCUCGGAUAUUGCGCUCGUUCAUCUGGAAAGAAAAAGAUACAUUGUUUCAUGCCGCGGUGGAUAAACAGAAGCAACAGUGCUGUCAAAACGUGCACCAAGAAGCUCAUAACCGGCUGAGCUGAUAACAGAAACACAAAUCAAGAAGAUGAAAUACGCUCGUAAAUAAAGACUCGUAAAGGGAAUUCCCCACUCCUUGGCGCUCAUCAUUUAUCGGAGGUUAUCUGUGUGUGCUUUCUUCGUCCUAGCCAAAAUCUCGUGUGUUAGUGCUCUCUAGUGAAUAAGUAAAUGUCAAUUGUGUCCCAUUUCCAUCCGUGUUUCUCAUCCUAAAAUAUAUAUAAAAAGAAGAUUAAUUUGGGUGAUUUUCCGUGAAAUUAAAUCCCAAAUACCAACAUCAAGCAGUGUUAACCAGCGGAAGAAAAAUUACCGUGUUUCGUGAGAGAAAAAAAAUAUUACCGAGUGCUUUUCAUUGUUAGACACCCAUCAAGGGAGAGCGACGUGUAAAAUUUUGAACGAUGGAAUUAAUCACGGCGACAAAGCAGACGCGUCAGCUGCUAACAUCUCGCUGUCACCGUCGUCAGCGUCUUCGGUGGCGCGGAUUGGAGGUGACCGUGGUUUGGUCGAUGCUGAUGCUGCUUACAAUCGUUAGUCGUACAACUGCACAAACAUCACCGCAAACGGAGAAAAUUCCACUGGGUGCCAUCUUCGAGCAGGGCACGGACGAAAUCCAGUCCGCCUUCAAAUUCGCCAUGCUGAACCACAACCUGAACGUUUCGGCACGACGCUUCGAGCUGCAGGCCUAUGUUGACGUAAUUAACACGGCGGAUGCGUUCAAAUUAUCACGGCUCAUAUGUAAUCAAUUUUCCCGCGGCGUAUUCGCCAUGCUCGGUGCCGUCUCGCCGGAUUCGUUCGACACGCUGCACUCGUACAGCAACACGUUCCAGAUGCCGUUCGUCACGCCCUGGUUCCCGGAAAAGGUCCUGACGCCGUCGUCGGGCUUUCUGGACUUUGCCAUCAGCAUGCGGCCCGACUACUACCAGGCCAUCAUCGACACCGUGCGCUACUACGGCUGGGAUCGGAUCAUCUACAUGUACGAUUCGCACGACGGUCUGCUGCGGUUGCAGCAAAUCUACCAAGGCCUCCGGCCCGGCAACGAAACGUUCCACGUGGAAACGGUGAAGCGAAUAGCAAACGUCAGCGAUGCCAUCGAGUUCCUGCGGACCAUCGAGGAGCUGAAUCGGUGGUCCCGGAAGCACAUCGUACUGGACUGCAGCACCGAACUGGCCAAGGACAUCGUCGUCAGCCACGUGCGGGACAUUACGCUCGGGAAGCGCACCUAUCACUACCUGCUGAGCGGUCUGGUGAUGGACGACCGCUGGGAGAGCGAAGUGAUCGAGUACGGUGCCAUCAAUAUUACCGGCUUCCGGAUCGUGGACACCAGCCGAAUGUACGUGAAGGAAUUCCUGGACGGUUGGAAGCGACUGGACCCGCAAACAUCUCAGGGAGCCGGCAAGGAGCUCAUUUCCGCUCAGGCCGCUCUAAUGUACGAUGCGGUUUACGUGCUGGUGGAAGCUUUCUCGAAAAUCGUUCGCAAAAAGCCGGACCAAUUUCGGGCCUACACGAUGCGCACCAGCCGGGGCCAAUUCAACGUGCCUCCGAAUGGGACCCGGCCGAUUGAUUGCAACGCUUCCGGCCGGGGGGUGCAGCCGUGGGAGCAUGGAGAUAAAAUUUCCCGGUAUCUGCGAAAGGUGGAAAUUUCCGGCCUUACGGGAGACAUAAGAUUUAAUGAAGAUGGCAAACGCCAGAACUACACGCUGCAUGUGGUCGAGAUGACGGUGAACAGCGCCAUGGUGAAGGUGGCCGAGUGGUCCGACGAGGGCGGCCUGUCUCCGGUAGUGGCCAAGUACACCCGGCUGAAAACGGACAUGAACUACGAGCGGAACAAGACCUACAUCGUAACGACCAUCAUCGAGGAACCGUAUGUUAUGCUCCGGCAGCCGGAACCGGGCGAAACGCUGGAGGGCAACGAUCGUUUCGAGGGCUACUGCAAGGAUCUGGCUGAUUUAGUGGCGAAAAAACUUGGCAUCAACUAUGAGCUACGCAUCGUCAAGGAUGGCCAGUACGGCGCCGAGAAUCCGGACGUGAAAGGCGGCUGGGACGGCAUGGUAGGAGAACUGGUCCGCAAGGAGGCCGACAUUGCAAUCGCAUCGAUGACAAUUACCUCGGAGCGGGAACGCGUUAUCGACUUCAGUAAGCCGUUUAUGUCACUGGGAAUUUCCAUUAUGAUCAAGCGCCCGGUCAAGCAGAAGCCCGGCGUGUUUAGCUUUCUCAAUCCAUUGUCGAAAGAGAUUUGGAUAUGUGUCCUGUUCAGCUACGUUGGCGUCAGCAUCGUCCUGUACAUCGUGUCUCGCUUUUCACCGUUCGAGUGGCGGCUAGUUAAUUAUAACGACAAAGGAAACGCGUUUGGCAUACUUGCAGGCGAUCAGCCGGACGCCGUCCCGCAGGCCACGGUCAACGAAUUCAGCAUACUGAACUCGUUCUGGUUCGCGCUGGGAGCGUUCAUGCAGCAGGGCUGUGACAUCUCGCCGCGGUCCAUCUCGGGCCGAAUCGUGGGCUCGGUCUGGUGGUUCUUUACGCUCAUUCUCAUCUCGUCGUACACUGCCAACCUGGCGGCGUUCCUGACCGUCGAACGGAUGGUCACGCCCAUCAACUCCCCCGAGGACCUGGCCUCGCAGACCGAAGUGCAGUACGGCACCCUCAUACACGGCUCCACGUGGGAUUUCUUCCGGAAAUCGCAAAUCUCCCUGUACAGCCGCAUGUGGGAGUACAUGAACUCACGGAAGCACGUAUUCGUCAAGACGUACGACGAGGGAAUUCGCCGGGUGCGAACGUCCAAGGGCAAGUACGCACUGCUAAUCGAGUCGCCCAAGAAUGACUACACGAACGAGCGGGAACCGUGCGACACGAUGAAGGUCGGCCGCAAUCUGGACGCCAAAGGGUUCGGCAUCGCCACUCCGCUGGGGUCGCCACUGAGAGAUCCAAUCAAUCUGGCAGUGCUCUCCCUCAAAGAAAACGGAGAACUCACCAAGCUAGUAAACAAGUGGUGGUACGAUAGAACGGAGUGCAAGCACACUGACAAGCAGGACGCAUCCCGGAAUGAACUCUCGUUGAGUAAUGUCGCCGGCAUAUUCUACAUACUCAUAGGAGGUCUCCUCGUGGCGUUAGCUGUUGCCCUAGUGGAAUUCUGCACGAAAAGUUCCAACAGACCUUCAAAUCGCAUUCCCCUCUCCGAUACGAUGAGUUCGAACUCGAACUCCAAGAACCGAUUGACAAUGCCCCCAACUACACGGGACUACGAUAAUGGACGAAUCGGGUACUACACCCCGUCGACGCACUCCGAGCCCGAUCCGAUCCAUGCCAACUCGCACACGCAGGUUUGAUGUAAGGAGCCGCCGGAAUUGCGCCUUUGACGCCCACCGUACGCUCCCACCAUUCGACAGAUCGUGGCCAACAGUCAACAUGACACGGCCACAUUGUUGAAACAGCGGCAGCUUGUCGCUGGACCGGGAGCUCAUCCAGGCAGCGUAGUGGGACCUGGCCCUGGCGGUGGCAGCGUGGUGCACGAUAAUUCCGGCUUGUAAAGCAUCCAAUCCUGUUCCAUGAAAGACAUCUGAAACAGCGAGGACAUCUUACGCUAUGUCUAAUAGCGGUUAUUAUGCUAUUUUCUUUCACAAGCAGUUAUUCUUGAUUAUAAGAAACAAACUAGUGAAAAUCGCAAACUGUUAUACCUUGGAUAUAUUGAGUAAUUGCAAAUAGAAGCUUAUACGGUAGAAGAAUUAUGGCUUGUUACAACAAAACAGAUGAAGUAUUCAUUGUUUUCCACGUAAAAUCCUCUAUGGGCAACUACUUCAAAACACGAUUUGUCAACAAAUCUAAGAUUACAUAGUUUGCGGUUUUCACUAGCACGUUUCUUAUGAUCAAGAGCAACAUCCUGUGAAAUAAAAUCUGAGAUGCAUAAAAGUUGCAUAAUAACCCCCUUUGGACAAAGUGUGCACAUGUCACCAGUGUCGACGAAUCAGAAUUCAACCUACCUACCCUAAGCAGCAGUCAUCAAAUUGAUACGGAUUCUAGGUCGUAAUUGUAAGAAAAUGAUGUACAUAGAUUAGUUUUUGUUAUGAAAUGUAAAAUUCAAAAGCGCUAGGUAAUCAAAUUAUUAAAAUAAAUCUAAUCAAAAUUCGAACGAUUCCGCCAGUGUUCAGCGCAAUCGAAGUCGAAGUAAACAAAGACACAAAUGAACUGACGAUUAAAAUAAAUUAAGCCAAAACUCUCUGUUAUUCGUUUAUUGGAUUGACAAAGUAAAUAAUUCAAUCGAACACUAAACAUUUAAAAUGAAUAAAAAUAACAAAAUCAAGAGUAAACUACUUCACAAACACACAGAUACAAAAAACACUCAUAAAAUGUAAAAUGUAAGCAACAAUAGUUUUACCUUCCAAAAACAAGUCGUUAAUAGAGAAAUCCUACAGCCAGAAGACAAAACUACCUAUUCAUCUUGUGAAAUUGAGGAGCGAAUCGCAGAUUAUCAUUCGACAACAUGUGUAAAACUAGUUUUGGGUAAUGCCCGAAGGUCAUCCAAGUUCCUCAUCAGCGAAAACUAAACCAUCUAUCUUCAUUCACCUCACGCAAAAUUCUAUCACGUACUUCUGAAUGCAUACAAAACUGAUGUAUGCGAGGGCAAAUCGAUUCAUGGUUUAAUUUCGAUUCAUGGAAGAUUUGUAAACUGCAAGUUGAGUGGAUGUUCGACUGUAUCGAAAAUAUUGUAAAUGGGCUACAAAAGCUCGACUAACAAAACAAUCACGAAAAAUGAACCGUGAUAAAAUAAGGUUGAAUAAAUAAAACAAAUAAAAGAAUUGGCAAAAUAAAAAAAAAAAACGAUCGGUGAAAGAAGAUAUCAAUGAAAAUCAAACUGAUGUGUUGAAUAACCCGUAAAAUAAGUAAUUAAGAACAAAACAAAAUGGCGCAUGAACAAACACACAGCCAGUGGACAGUUGUUUUACCCCGUUUCAGUUUGUACAGCAAUUACUAUGACACUGUUUUUGUUGAAGAAAAUGUUUUUUGAAAUAAAAUCGAGAUCUAGAAACUUUUA